AUGCAAACAGCCAAAGGAAUCUUUAGUUUUAGUAUGUUCGAAGGAAAGCCGUCACAGAUUAAAAUCUCCAUUUUCAAAUGUUUUAUUUUAGCUUUUGAUGCAUUAGGGUUGGAAACGGUACAUGCACAUAGACACCAUAGAUACCAUGACACAAAAGUAAGUAAUCGAUUUAAAAUGUCAUUUAAAAUACCAUUAAAUGGUUUAGGUAUAAUCAAUUGGAAUUAUUGGUCUUUAGGUUGA
Molecule: messenger RNA, 240 nt
Organism: Clunio marinus
Lineage: Eukaryota; Metazoa; Arthropoda; Insecta; Diptera; Chironomidae
Source: the annotation of a GenBank genome assembly